GGAGGCAGCGGGGCUGGGGCUGGAGAGCCGGGGUGGAAAGAGCAUCCGGGAUUAACCACUUCGCUGCUGGAGGAGCGGAACAGCCUGGCGCGCUCAGCCCGGGAGCGGGGGCGCUGCGCUGCUCGCGGAGAUAAUCGAGGGGACAGAUAGAUCCCAGGCAGCCCCUGCCCCCGGAGCCUGCGGGUGCCUGGCGCCGGAGGCAGCAGCUGAGCUCCGGGAGCCUCAGACACCCCUGCCAGACCUGCGGCACAAAAGCCGUGAGGGGCUGAGCCUGUCCUGUCACCCUGCUGCCACCCUGAUGUCACCCGGCUCUGCGGGACCCCCACUGUCCUGCUGCAGGCCGAGCCAGGCUGGCAGCGGGGCUCGGGACAGAAACAGGAAAGACCUGGCAGACCUCCCCAAAGCCCAUCGAUGUCGCCGCGCCUGCUCAGGACGGUGGGCUGGGGCUCGGCGGCCGUGCUGGGACUGCUGACGGUAGUUGUCUUCGUCCUGGUCCUGAUCCCGGCAAAGGAUGCUGUCCUUCCUACCAGGAUCAAAUACGGUCUGGUGUUUGACGCUGGCUCCACACACACGUCCCUCUACAUCUACCAGUGGCCCGCGGACAAGGAGAACGACACUGGCAUUGUGUCCCAGGUGGAGGCCUGCUCUGUGUCCGGACCUGGCAUCUCCAGCUACGCAGAUGACCCCGUGGGGGCUGGUGCCAGCCUGAAGCCUUGCCUGGACAGGGCCAUGAAGAUCGUCCCAGCCGAGCAGCAGCGGGAGACCCCCACGUACCUGGGGGCCACGGCCGGCAUGCGGCUGCUGAGGGAGGAGAACAGCACCAAGGCUGAGCAGGUCUUGGCCGAGGUGUCCAAGGCCAUUGGGGAGUACCCUGUGGAUUUCCGCGGAGCUCGGAUCCUGACGGGGAGCGAGGAGGGCUCCUUUGGCUGGAUCACUGUCAACUACCUGCUGGAGGCACUGGUCAAGUUCUCGUUUGCAGAGAAAUGGGAACAUCCCCAGGACACCGAGGUUCUGGGAGCUCUGGACCUUGGCGGUGCCUCGACGCAGAUCACCUUCCAGCCCGGGGUGCCCGUGGAGGACAGGAACACGUCCGUGUUCUUCCAGCUCUACGGCACCAACUACUCCCUGUACAGCCACAGCUACCUGUGCUACGGGCAGAGCCAGGCCCUGAAGAUGCUGCUGGCAGCUCUGCACCAGGCCAGCUCGAGUGCCCAGAUCUCUCACCCCUGCUACCCCCAGGGGUACCAGGAGAACAUCACCGUGGCGGAGCUCUACGACAGCCCCUGUGUGCGUGCGCCAAGCUCAGCCAGCCCUGGCCUUGUCCUCAUGGUGACGGGGACAGGGGACCCAGCUGCGUGUGGCACGGCCGUCCAGAGACUCUUCAACUUCAGCUGUGGGGCGCAGGGGCCGUGCGGGUUCAAUGGGGUCUAUCAGCCCCCCGUGCGGGGACGCUUCUUCGCCUUCUCAGGGUUUUAUCACAGCCUUCACUUUCUGAACCUGACAGGAGGGCAGUCCCUGAGCUUGGUCAAUGCCACCAUCAGGAAGAUAUGCAACAGCAGCUGGAAACAGGUGCAGGAGUUGUUCCCCACAGCAAGCAGGACCCAGAUCCGUGACGCCUGCACAGCCAGCUCCUACAUCCUCACCCUCCUCCUGCAAGGCUACAAAUUCAACAUCACAACAUGGCCCAACAUCCACUUCAUCCGGCAGGUUGCUACCAUAGAUGUGGGCUGGACUCUGGGUUACAUGCUCAAUCUCACCAACAUGAUCCCCUCAGAGCCUCCCACAGCAGUCACAGAGAUCCCGAGAAGCAUCUGGAUAGCAGCCACAGUUCUGCUGGCCAUCAUGCUCGUCCUCACCUUCUGCCUGCUCACAGCCACAUGCUGCCAGAGAAACUCCUCGGGCUACGAGCAGCUGUAGCAGCACUGCCUCCAGAGGCUGCCAGGCCACAAAUCCUGCUGCCACACUCUGCCAGGAGCUGCUUCCCGAAAAUCACCCCUGUGUGCCCAGAGGCCAUGAACUUGUCCUGAGGGGCCGAGUCCUGGCCUGGUGAGCUGGAACUGGCACAGCUGUAAAACACCCUCCUCAUAGCUGUGUGCUCUUUGGUUCUCCUUUCCCUGUGCUGCUGGUUGGAGAUGCUCCAGGAGGGAUGGCUUGGCCACGCAGGGCAGGGGCUCAGCACUGGGGCCUGGGGACCACCCUGCUGUGGGGUGACUGGAGAAGGGAGCUGGGGGGGUCUGGCAGCAGUGGAACUGUCACAGGACUGGUUACAGCCCACAGCAGAAACCCUGGGUGGGACACAGGUGGGACACACACAUCUUGCCCCAUCCCAGGGCCAAGGUCUGCAUCUCCCAUGGCCAGUGCCAGCCCUGGGGCCAUGGCUUUGGGGAUGUUUGGGACACUGGCCUGGUAGACAGGGCUCUGCCUUGGACUGAGAAGCCCUGUGAGGGGGGGGUGGCACAGCUCCCUCCUCUCCUGCCUGAGGUUCCUCUCCAGUGCACCUGUACCCCACCUGUCUGCCCCAUGCCUGGCAGACAGCUCAUCCUUGCCAACACAGGGUGACUUGGGAACGCUGCUGGGACAUGGCAGAGGCAGAGGGGCUCCCAGGGCCCCCCAUACAUUUUUGGGGAGUCUCACUGGCAGCCACGUGAUGGGUGAGUUGAAACACCUCCUCAGAGAAGGAAAAGGCCUGUCCUUGUGCCCUGUUGGCUCCACUGCAAGGUCCAGCAGACACCUCAGUGUCUGCAGGGACACCUCCCAUAGAUUCAUUGUUUCCCCUGAGUCUCGUUCAUCACCAGCCCUUACUUGGGAGACAGAAGUAAUAAAAUCACAAUGAUUUGGGAGCAAAGUA
Molecule: messenger RNA, 2848 nt
Organism: Vidua chalybeata
Lineage: Eukaryota; Metazoa; Chordata; Aves; Passeriformes; Viduidae
Product: ectonucleoside triphosphate diphosphohydrolase 8-like
Exons: 10
Coding region: 412-1917 (501 amino acids)
Biological process (GO): nucleoside diphosphate catabolic process
Cellular component (GO): plasma membrane
Molecular function (GO): GDP phosphatase activity; UDP phosphatase activity
Source: RefSeq, a predicted model, not a curated record